UGAUAUUUAGAAGAAUAAAAAGCAAACCCAAACUUGAAAGCAACCACCAAACCAAACAGAUGAUUUGUCAGUCAAAACAAAGUUAAUAUCACUGAUAUAUGAUGAAACUCAAAAAACUCGAGUAGUAUAAUUCUUCAGUAUAUACCUUCAAUUGUAAUCUUCUCUCUCUCUCUUCUUUCUCUCUCUAAUUCCGCCGCCGCCGCCGACGGAAAAAAUGGGUUUAAUCCGGCGGAGCCGUUUGGUUUUCGCCGUCUUCGCCUAUCUUCUAGUUUCCUCCGCCGUCUCUCACUCGUUCCCCUUCCCUAAAAAGGAAAAGCACAAAAUCGAAGGCCCAAUCAAAACCCUAGUAGUUCUCGUUAUGGAGAAUCGCUCCUUCGAUCACAUCCUAGGCUGGAUGAAGCGCACCCGACCCGACAUCGACGGCCUCACCGGAUCCGAAUUCAACCGGGUCAACGCGUCCGACCCGAAUUCCCGACCCGUUUAUGUCUCCGACGAGGCUUUCUUCAUCGAUUCCGACCCGGGCCACUCCAUCCAAGCCAUAAGGGAGCAGAUAUUCGGCGGCGCCGACACCUCCGCAAACCCUGCCCCGAUGAACGGGUUCGUGCAGCAGGCCGAGAGCAUGGAGGCCGACGGAAUGUCGAAAACCGUCAUGAGCGGGUUCAAACCGGAGUUGGUGCCGGUUUACACCGAGUUGGCAAACGAGUUCGCCGUUAUGGACCGGUGGUUCGCGUCGGUUCCCGCUUCGACUCAGCCGAACCGGUUCUACGUUCACUCCGCCACCUCGCACGGCGCCUCCAGCAACGUGAGGAAAGACCUGAUCAACGGGUUCCCACAGAAGACGAUUUUCGACUCAAUUGACGAAAAUGACCUCAGUUUCGGGAUAUAUUACCAGAAUAUCCCCGCCACUCUGUUCUUCAAGAGCCUUAGGAAGCUCAAGCACAUCAUCAAAUUCCACGACUACGCGCUGAAGUUCAAACUCCACGCGAAAACGGGGAAGCUGCCGAACUACGUCGUGAUCGAGCAGAGGUACUUCGACGUGGAGGUGUGCCCGGCGAACGACGAUCAUCCCUCGCACGACGUGGCGCACGGGCAGAAGUUUGUGAAGGAGGUUUACGAGACGCUUAGGGCGAGCCCGCAGUGGGAGGAGAUGGCUCUUUUGAUUACGUAUGACGAGCACGGUGGAUUUUACGAUCAUGUCCCUACCCCUGUUUCCGGUGUGCCGAAUCCCGAUGGGAUAAUCGGGCCUGACCCGUUUUAUUUCAAGUUCGAUCGGCUUGGUGUUCGUGUUCCCACUCUCUUGAUUUCCCCCUGGAUUGAGAAAGGCACUGUGAUUCAUGAACCGAGCGGUCCAACGACAACCUCGCAAUUUGAACACUCGUCGAUUCCUGCUACAGUAAAGAAGCUUUUUAAUCUUAAUUCGAACUUUUUGACUAAAAGGGAUGCAUGGGCUGGCACCUUUGAGAAAUACUUCUAUUUGCGUGACACUCCUCGGGAUGACUGUCCAGAGAAACUUCCGGAAGUUAAGACAUCACUAAGACCACAUGGACCAAAAGAAGACCUAAAACUGACGGAAUUCCAAGUGGAACUAAUACAGCUAGCAUCACAGCUCAACGGCGACAGUAUCCUAAACUCGUACCCGGAUAUCGGAAGAGAGAUGACAGUUGGCAAAGCUAAUGCAUACGCAGAAGGUGCAGUUAAAAGAUUUCUAGAAGCUGGGCGAACU
Molecule: messenger RNA, 1723 nt
Organism: Erythranthe guttata (spotted monkey flower)
Lineage: Eukaryota; Viridiplantae; Streptophyta; Magnoliopsida; Lamiales; Phrymaceae
Gene: NPC1
Product: non-specific phospholipase C1
Biological process (GO): phospholipid catabolic process
Molecular function (GO): hydrolase activity, acting on ester bonds
Source: RefSeq, a predicted model, not a curated record